Enterospora canceri is the source of this 651-nucleotide messenger RNA. The record is from the annotation of a GenBank genome assembly. NCBI's taxonomy places the organism in Eukaryota, Fungi, Microsporidia, Enterocytozoonidae.
AUGUCAAAGUACGUUUUGGGGCAGGUGACAGACGAGGAGAAGAGGCUAUGUGACAAUGCUGAUGGAGUCGUGCGCCUGUAUGUGAUCAAGCCAUCGGAUAUCAAGGAUAAAUGGGUUGGAAACAGCGAGAAGAACGUAAAGAGGCUCUUUGGGCACCUUAGAAGCGAUUUGAAGCCGUAUCACGUGAAUAUCGCAUUCUUUGACGAGGGUGAAGCACUUUUUGGAAGCAGAAAGAACAUGCGAAAAGAGGAUACAACGGGGGCUGGGAUCAUGCAGGAGUUUUUGACGCAGAUCAGCGCCAUCAGCGAGGACUUCCAGGCCUCCUUCAUCUUCGCAGCCACGAACAUGAAGGAGAUGAUCGAUCCAGCCAUUUUCAGGCGAUUCUCCAACAAGAUCUAUUUUAAGAAUCCUGAUUCAAUCAUCAGGAAGAAAUACAUUGAGCAUUUCAUCAAGAAAUAUAACGCAUCAGAUGCAGAUAUAACUCGACUGACGCAGGUUACGCACAACAGGUCGUUCUCAUUCAUCGAAUCACUGCUUACGAAGUUCAAGAACUACGAUGCUGAUGGAAACUUCCUGAAAUUCAACACGGCUGGUGCUGAACAGUACAUAAGAGGCGUUGAGGAUAUGGAGAAAGAGGAAUUUAGGAGAUAA